AUGAGCGCUGCAACCGACUACACCUUCCAGGGCUGGGUGGCCCUGGACAAGAACUCUACGGGCAACCUGGAAUGGCAGACGUUUGAGCCCAAGGCCUGGGAGGAGACGGACGUCGACAUCAAGAUCACCCACUGCGGCAUCUGUGGCUCCGAUCUGCACACGCUUCGCAGCGGCUGGGGCCCGACAAAGUACCCGUGUGUGGUAGGCCACGAGAUUGUCGGCACGGCCGUGCGCGUAGGCUCUGAGGUGAAGCACAUCAAAGUCGGCGACCGCGUCGGCGUGGGCGCGCAAGCGGACUCGUGCCGCAACCGUAAGGGGUCCUGCCGGGCUUGUUCGACCGGCCGCGAAAAUCUCUGCGGCACACAUGUGGGCACCUACAACUCGGUCUUCUACAACGGCGGCAAGUCCUACGGCGGCUAUGCUGACUACAACCGCUCUCCGGGCCACUUUGUCAUCCCCAUCCCCGAUGGCGUCACCUCGUCCAAUGCGGCGUCUAUGAUGUGCGGCGGUGUCACCGUCUUCACGCCUCUCAAGAACAGCGGCUGCGGCCCGGGAAAGCGCGUCGGUGUCAUCGGUGUCGGUGGCCUAGGCCAUUUUGCCAUUCUCUGGGCCAAGGCCAUGGGCGCCGACCGCGUCGUCGGCAUCUCGCGCCGCAACGACAAGCGCGCCGAUGUGCUCAAGCUCGGUGCCGAUGAGUACAUUGCCGUCGCCGAGGAAGCCGACUGGGCCAAGACCCAUGCCUCCAGCCUCGACAUCAUCGUCUGCACCGUCGCCUCGACCGAUAUGCCUCUGCGCGAGUACUUGGCCCUGCUUGACAUCGACGGCCGCUUCGUCCAGGUCGGCAUCCCGGAGGGCCUGAUGCCCCCCAUCGCCGCUACUGAUCUCGUCCUGAAGAAUGUGUCGAUCGGGGGCGGCAUGAUCGGGUCGCCCGCCGACAUCCGCGAUAUGCUGCAGCUGGCUGUCGACAAGAACGUCCAGCCCUGGAUCGAGGAGCGCCCCAUGGAUGAGGUCAACCAGGCUAUCCUCGACAUGGACAAAGGCCUCGCCCGAUACCGCUAUACCCUCGUUAACGAGAAGCACCUGUGA
Grosmannia clavigera kw1407 is the source of this 1086-nucleotide messenger RNA. Its product is annotated as zinc-binding alcohol dehydrogenase. The coding region runs from base 1 to 1086 and encodes 361 amino acids. The record is from RefSeq and is a predicted model, not a curated record. The transcript is spliced from 2 exons. Gene Ontology annotation, molecular function: alcohol dehydrogenase (NADP+) activity; zinc ion binding. Gene Ontology annotation, biological process: alcohol metabolic process. Lineage: Eukaryota; Fungi; Ascomycota; Sordariomycetes; Ophiostomatales; Ophiostomataceae.